Molecule: messenger RNA, 633 nt
Organism: Peniophora sp. CBMAI 1063
Lineage: Eukaryota; Fungi; Basidiomycota; Agaricomycetes; Russulales; Peniophoraceae
Source: the annotation of a GenBank genome assembly
AUGAUCACCCGCGAGGCUCUUCUGCUCAGUCUGGAGUCUCUCAAGGAAUCCAGUUCCGCCUUUCCGCCUCUCGAGAGUGCUGUCGGCGGCGUCCUCAAGCUCGUCAAUACCUACGAGACCAUGACGCAGAAUCAGGACGAUAUACGGAACUUCCGAGUCCGCGUCGACACCAUCCAGGACAGCUUGGUCAAGGUGUUCGGCUCUGACGAGUCGUAUGUCCGCCACCUCACGACGACGCAACACCAAGCAUUGGAGGCGUUUGAUAGAUCUAUACAGCGCAUCGUACAGGACCUUGACGACCUUGCCUCGACUGGUGAAGGCCGGUUUCGGCGCUUCGUCCUUGCGCGUAGACAUCGGUCCCAAUUUUUGGAGCUCCUGGCAAGGCUGUCCGAUGCGGAUAACGACUUCCGUAGAUCCCUCGAGCUCGACAUUCAUCAUGGAGUUCACAAGAUAGGAUUGAUGGCCGCUGCUCAUCACUCCCUUGUCGAAGCUCAUCAUUCUGUCGUUGAAGAACACCUUCACGCUGUCAAGACGACACUCGCUCAUUUUGAGUCAAGUCCAGAUCGGCGCGUCAACGGCAUAUACCUUUCUCUACCCGAUUCAAUCGGUUUAUUUGCGGUGGCCCGCUCGUGA